Molecule: messenger RNA, 1675 nt
Organism: Chaetomium strumarium
Lineage: Eukaryota; Fungi; Ascomycota; Sordariomycetes; Sordariales; Chaetomiaceae
Product: binuclear zinc transcription factor
Exons: 3
Coding region: 77-1675 (532 amino acids)
Biological process (GO): regulation of DNA-templated transcription; DNA-templated transcription
Cellular component (GO): nucleus
Molecular function (GO): DNA binding; DNA-binding transcription factor activity, RNA polymerase II-specific; zinc ion binding
Source: RefSeq, a predicted model, not a curated record
AGCUUCCUCCUGCUGCAGGCAAAAACCACACGCUCCUUCCGGAAUUUAUCAAAGUUCCAUUUCAUGCGGAUGCAGAAUGGAAGCCCGCCCAAUCCCCCCGCGGCAGCAGCCGGGCCAACUCUCAAGCCUCUCGGCCCUGUCAUGCGCUCAGUGCCGCAGCCGCAAGCUAAAGUGCGAUCGCACGCGGCCUAGGUGUGACCGCUGUGUCGAACGGAACGACGGCUGCACAUAUCCCGAAGCCCGGCAGCGGGGCCUCGGUGCCCGCAAGACGGUGCGGGAUCUCGAGGAGCGCAUAGAGGAGCUUGAGGCACGCCUCCGGGCCGCCAAUCUCGGGACGACCACACGUGCAACAGGGCAGGAGCAGUCAUUCGCCGAACCAACCCCCUCGAUGAAUCCGGGGCCGGCAAGCGGCCAACUAUUCGAUCUGGGCUUGUUCGAGCAGUCUCCCUCGUUCGAGGUCAUGGAUGCGCUCACGGCCCUCUACUUCCAAACCAUCCACCCAGGGGCUCCCAUGCUUCACCAGGCGCGCUACACGGCGUCCCUGCGGCUUCCUCCGCACAUGCGCCCGCCCAUGUGUCUUCAGUACGUCGUGAUGGCAUCCGCGGCAGCAGUGUCGCCCACAUACCGCCACCUUUCUGAACCUUUUUACCAGCGCGCACGGGUUUAUGCCGAGGCAGACGAGCUGAAAGGCCAAGGCGAGGUCUACACCACGGUAGCCCACGUGCAGGCCUGGUUGCUCAUCUCGGCCUACGAAUGCCAUGUCUAUGCCGUCUUCACCCGGGCAUCUACCAGCCACUGCCGCGCCGUCCGCAUUGCCCAGAUGCUCAAGCUGCACCAGCUCGACAGCCCACAACCCGACCCGUCUCCGAGCCUGCCUCCGCCGAGGGACGCCAUCGAGGCCGAGGAGCGGCGUCGAACGUGGUGGGUCGCCUUCAUGGCCGACCGCUUUCUCUCAUCCACUACAGGCUGGCCGUCCCUCAUCGACGAGCGACACCUCCGCACCAACCUCCCCACCACCGAAGAUGCCUUCGCCGCCGGCACCGAAAACCCCCACCCAACGCCACUAUCAUCUGGCAUCCAGCGACUGGAACAGGUCCGAGGAAACGAGUUGUCCCCCUUUGCCCUCCGCCUCCUCGCCGCCAACGAACUCCUGCACGCGCUGGAUCACACCGCAAACUCCCCCAACCCACAAGACGCCGGAGACCUAGACACAAACACUGACAGCCCCUACUGGCGCCGGCACCGCGAAAUCGACAGCAACCUGACUGCACUAACCUUCUUCCUCCCGGAACCGCAGAUGAACCCCUCGGCCAACCCACGCAGCCUCGACGCCAUCACCGUGCGCAUAUGCGUCAGCAUGGCCGUCCUCCACCUGGGCCGUUCUUCUUUUAUUAAGGCCCCUAAUAACCAACAACAACAACAUCAAGAAAAAUCGUCCGCGGCGUGGAAGGAGUGGAAAGAGGCCCGCCUUCUGCCCGCCGCAGAAACCGUAGUAUCCGUCUUCCGCGCGGCGCAGGCAGCCAAUUUCCUGGGCACGGCCAUUCGCAACCCUUUACUCCCCUUUGCCGCCUACAUGGCUGCGUCUGUGUUUCUGUCCGACUGCUUGUCCUCUGCUCCUCACGGGCAAACUCAAAAUACCUGGUCUGCCGACGGGAAACUGGAAUAUGGGCGGUGA